AUGCCCGUCUACUUAGUUCAUGGCUUUCGCUGGCCACGGGAGGGCUUCACUGGGAUCCGAGUUCACGCUGUACUCCACAACCUGGACGAUACAUCGGUGGAAUAUAUCCAGAACGAGCAAAGUAAGGCCGACAUUCUAGCUUCUUUCCACAAAGCCUUCCCAGACAUCAUGAAAGAGCUUGAUAGUCCCGGUCGGAACCUCGAAUUCAUUGAACAGUACAACCCAGAAGACACAGAGAGCGUCCAUGCGGUCAGUCAGCCUUAUGCUUAUGUCGGUGACAAGGUCGUGACGAUUGCGGCAAACCCUGGCGAAGGGACUGGCUUGUCAUCGGGACUAGGGCAAACAGGCCCAGCCAGCCCUGCUACGGUUGACUCGACCAAGGCUGUCGUUGGGAGCUUGAAGAAGCCCAACACGCCACGUAUUGCGACUCUCGAACCCACUGCUCUCAGUAUGAAUGUUGAAGAAGUAAUUUCAGAAGGACCAGGUUUGACAAACCGUGCUUGGGAGGCGCUGGCUGACUUGCGAGAUAAAAUUGCAAGUGGAGAGAAGAUCGGUUGGUGGGUUGUAUAUAACGGCGACCCAGCCCGCUCUUUUGAUGAUUACGAUGAUGACGAGGACUAUGAUGAUGAGUACGAUGAUUAUCAAAUGGAAGACGUUGAGGAGCAAGAACAACAGGGGGCGAAGGGGGACAUUGAACCGCGGGCGCAAAAGCAACCGCAGCAGCCACCACAACAACGAAUCUCACCUGUCCGUCAACAGCAGCAACAACAGGCGCCCCAAGCCAAAUCAGCAUUAGUCAGCCCAACAUCAACCUCAGCCUCAACUAUUCGCCAACAACGCGUCGCACCUCAAAGCACUACACAAGACGACGUCCACCCAGAAUCAUACGUAACCUCACGUACCUCACAAGUCCCCACAUUUCCUCCUCUCCCACACAUCGCUUCCCAGCAACUUCCACAGCCUCAAGGCGAUUUGACAGCCUUACCGGUACGGUCUGCUGGUGGUGAUAGAAGCAGUGCAACAGGUCUAGGGACGGGCACCUCGACGAAACCAUCCGUAGUGUAUCCUCCGACACAACCACUGGAAGUCACCGCACAACAGCAGCAGCAGCAGGGACGUGGGGACAAAGACAGGUUCGUCCGGAAACCGGCCCAGCAGGCAGGUGAAGUCAUACCCCCACCGAAGGUCAAGGAGGCGGCAAAGCCGCAGGGCCUGAGGAAGAAACUCUUUGGAAAGCGGUCGUGA
Exophiala bonariae is the source of this 1245-nucleotide messenger RNA. RefSeq lists its product as uncharacterized. NCBI's taxonomy places the organism in Eukaryota, Fungi, Ascomycota, Eurotiomycetes, Chaetothyriales, Herpotrichiellaceae. The coding region runs from base 1 to 1245 and encodes 414 amino acids. The transcript has a single exon. The record is from RefSeq and is a predicted model, not a curated record.